GCUCGCAUCCUGUCCGAUGGGUGGAGACAGCGGACGGCUAUAGCACAUAGCUCAAACUGCGAUUGUUAAAUUUCCUCAAAUAGAUCAAUUAAACAUUGAUUAAAUAACACAGACGUCCUGGACUUAUAAACACAGAACACAAUGAUCCGCUUUAUCCUCAUCCAGAAUCGGGCAGGAAAGACCAGACUGGCCAAGUGGUAUAUGCAGUUUGAUGAUGAUGAGAAACAGAAGCUUAUUGAAGAGGUUCAUGCUGUAGUGACAGUCCGUGAUGCCAAACACACCAACUUUGUAGAGUUCAGAAACUUCAAAAUCAUUUACAGGCGGUACGCCGGCCUGUAUUUCUGUAUUUGUGUGGAUGUGACGGACAAUAACCUGGCUUACCUGGAGGCUAUUCACAACUUUGUUGAGGUUUUGAAUGAGUAUUUCCACAAUGUGUGUGAAUUAGAUCUGGUGUUCAAUUUCUACAAGGUAUACACGGUGGUGGACGAGAUGUUUCUUGCAGGAGAGAUCAGAGAGACUAGCCAGACCAAGGUCCUCAAGCAGCUCCUUAUGCUGCAAUCUCUGGAGUAGAGAGGUCAUUGGUGUCUAGCCCUGUCAAUCAAUCAGUUAUUCACCAUUGCAGCUGGCCCCACCCACCCCGUUGCAAUCAAGCCACAACCUGUGUUUGUGUGUAUGGGUGUAGUCGUGCUAAAAACGCAACCGUAAACAUUUCAUCAUUUCUUUACAUCUUUAUAUCACAUCCACAAUUGAAGACUCUGCAUUUUUGCUUUAGGUUGAUUAUAAAUUUGAAUUCCCCUGUUAUUUAGUAUUGACCUAAUUACUUCUCUGCAUGCUUUGGCAAUGCCAGAAUCGAAUACUUAAGCAAUUUUAUAGCACAGUAGAUUUCAAAGGAUCUGACUGGCAACCUCUCCAAGCACAUUCAUUAACACUAAAACCAGAGAACGGCCGACGCUUUGGCCAAAAACUGCCGUGGCAUUGAAGUGUCUCGCUUUUGCAGGAUCUACACUCUACACUACUAUCCCUAAAAACAUUUAUGUUGAAUAAUUCCUCCCCAAACACAUGAAGACAAUACUGUCUGAUGGUGAAAUGUUCAAAUUAAAUGUUCGAUAACCACAAUUUAACCAACCGUUUAGUCCAAUAUUUUCCUGCUACUUGCAUAAAGCAGUACUGUGAAGUUUCUUUUUGUGUUGUGUACAUACACAUGAUCUAUGCGUAUAUUUUAAGUGUAAUUUUGAUGAACUAACCGGUCAUUCCAGUCGUCUAAACAAGUCUCUGUUGCCACUUGUUGCAAUUGCAUUGAAAUCUGUGGGCUGAGUGGAGAACCAGAGCCAGCGAUGAGGGAGCAGUUUACAGAACAAGGUUACGUGGAAGAAUGAAGCUCUGGGACAUGACAAAAGAUGGUCUAGUUUUAAUUUCCCCUUUUGUGGCGAUGGCUCCCUCACUCCAAAAGCUCUAUGGCAACUGCUCAACCUUGAAACUUUCCAUUACAGUUCGAUUCAAAAGUUACUGUCUUUAUUUUGUACGUGUUUCAUAUUGUUUUUUGUCCCUUCUACCUUAGUCAAAAUUAGAUUGGCCUAUUCAUCCAUUCAUAAGAUUGCAGAGUUAAAGUUGGUAUAAGUGGUAUUACUCUUGUAUGUGUUCCUAAAAGUGUGUGUAUAUAUAUAUCCAUGAAGGCGAAAUAAAGAAAUAAGCCUGAAA
Molecule: messenger RNA, 1698 nt
Organism: Triplophysa rosa
Lineage: Eukaryota; Metazoa; Chordata; Actinopteri; Cypriniformes; Nemacheilidae
Gene: ap2s1
Product: adaptor related protein complex 2 subunit sigma 1
Exons: 5
Coding region: 142-570 (142 amino acids)
Biological process (GO): clathrin-dependent endocytosis; intracellular protein transport
Cellular component (GO): membrane coat; AP-2 adaptor complex; intracellular membrane-bounded organelle
Molecular function (GO): clathrin-cargo adaptor activity
Source: RefSeq, a predicted model, not a curated record